Rhizophagus irregularis DAOM 181602=DAOM 197198 is the source of this 301-nucleotide messenger RNA. NCBI's taxonomy places the organism in Eukaryota, Fungi, Glomeromycota, Glomeromycetes, Glomerales, Glomeraceae. The record is from RefSeq and is a predicted model, not a curated record.
GUUAAUAAAAAAUCUACUUAAAAAUAAAUAAUUAAUCAUAUUGGUUGCUUACCUAAAAUUUUUGGUUCAUCAUCACCAUCUUCCUCAUAUAUAUCAAAAUUAUCAAGAUCAAAAUGUAAAGAUUCAUUGUUUAGAUAUUCCUGAUUCAUCAGGAUCUCGAUUUGAGAAGAGAUUUUGUUCCCUUCUAUCAGCAGAUAUAUCAACAAAAAGUUUAGAGGUCAUAUUUUUCAAUUUUUCUGCACUUGGUCGUUUUAAAGGAUCUGCAUUCCAACACUGUUUAAUCAAAUCUGAGAGUAGUUGA